CGGUCCUGUUCUGGCUGCUCGAAGGUGGAGGAGGCGUCGGUAGUACAGUAGCGGCGCGGAGCUGUGAGGUUUGAGCCGUCUUUGAAGUUGGGAGGCAGAGACCGCUCUGCUCCAACGCGCGAGCCCACGCACGCGCAGACACACAAACCGGCGAGGAGCGACUCACAAAGAGAGAGAGAGCGCGCGCGCGAGAGAGCGAGAGAGCUCCGGUUAUUCCUCCGGGCUCCGGCCGAGCCUGUGUGGUCUCUCCGCUCUGUUGCUAAGGAAAUGGAUGGCUCGAACGGCUCCGCGGUCCGGGAUGAAUCGUGCUCCUCGCCCCCUCAGAAGCCUGCCGUGUUUACCGGAAUCACUGCGAACACCGUGACGCGCCAGCUCUGCACCAGCCGGGCCCAGUGGAGCUGCAGCUGAGGAGCCGGGGAACUGGGGGAUUCUGACUGGCAGCUGGUGCACCACCAAAGGAGGGGAGGGAGGCGGCGGGGGUCCACGAGCAGCGGUGCCGGAGCGGGGUGAAUGCUGCCCGGAGACGACAACGGCUGAGGCGGCAGCGGCGUCGACUUGAAAAGCAGCAUGGCAUCCACGGGCAUGCAGAUAUUUGGAUUUGUCCUAGCUCUGCUGGGCAUCAUGGGCGCCAUGGUGGCCACUCUGCUGCCUAACUGGAAGGUGAGCGCAGAUGUGGGCUCCAACAUCAUCACAGCUAUCUCCCAGAUGCAGGGACUGUGGAUGGACUGCACAUGGUACAGCACAGGCAUGUUUAGUUGCACACUUAAGUAUUCAGUGCUUUCACUACCCGCAUACUUGCAGACUGCUCGCACCACUAUGGUGCUGUGCUGCGUACUGGCUGCCAUGGGCCUUUGCCUCGCCUCCCUGGGACUAAAAUGCACGCGCUGGGGAGGUGGACGGCGCUCCAAGCGACACGCCGCCAUCGCCAGUGGCGGCUGCUUCGUCGCUGCAGGCUUUCUGUGUCUGGUGCCUGCGUCUUGGUUUACCAACGAGGUCAUCACCAACUUCCUGGAUUCCAGCGUUCCCGAGAGCAAUAAGUUUGAGCCUGGAGGUGCCGUGUACGUUGCCUUUGUUUCCGCAGGUUUCCUCUUUGUGGGGGGGUCCAUUUUCUGUAUGUCCUGCUCGGGAAAGAGACACGGACCCCAGGAUCUGGUCCUGCUGCCCCCCCCUGACAAAUUGCUUCUCCAGCAGCAGCAACAACAGCUGCUUCAGCAGCAGCAGGAGCUCCAGCACCAGUACUGCUCUCUCUCCCCAUUAGACAAUAAGACGGGCUACAGCCUGCAGGACUACGUGUAAUAACGCAGUGCUGUGCACGCCAAAGGGAGACGAGCCCGAGGGGAAACAUCACGGCUACGCACUAGGAUCUACUCAAGGAUGGAGUUGGAGGGGGAAAAAAAAAAAGAGAGGAGAGCAACAACUUUGAAAUCACAUUUUUCCUUCUGCUCCAUCUUCUUUUUUCUGUUUUGCAAGCACAAGCAGUCGAGGUAUUCCCUGAGCAGCGCCUUGGAACAAACGGCGUGAAUGUGCAAGGAGCCAGGAUACCGGGAUAAGGUGCUGCAGAACUGACGGAAGCUGCCAACCAAACGCAGACAUCCUUCAUCAGUAAAUCACACAGAGUUCCCUGCGGAAUGAAUUAAGCAAAUAAGGAAGCCUUGAGUGGAGUUUUUUUUUCCUCGCCAAAGGUUUAAAUUGAAGGAAAAAACAUACGAUUAUUUAGCUGCUAUUUACAAUCGUUCAGUCCUUCCUCUCAUUUGAUAAAACAGGCAAUAUAAAGCCCAAGAGCAGUAGGUGGAAACCCUCACAUAGCAAGCCAUUGUAGUUUAUCCUAUGCUUGUCCACUAGAAUGCAACAUGGAAUUGACUAAUGAAAUAAAUGGGCAUAUUUUUGUUAGCUACUAGAAUGACGUUGAUAGUUUGCCUCUAAAGCAUGCUGUGUGGAGCCUGUGUACAAAUACAGCGGAAUGCCUGGUAGAAGACUGAGACAUAGCCACACAAUGCCUGUGCCUGAAAAGCUGUAGAAACAUUACCCUGCUGUAACUGUUCAAAGAGGACUGUCAGGAGGAGUAGAUGUGGGCUGCUGGGCUGGAUUUAAGAGAGAAAAUGCAGGCAAACAGAUGCCUGCGUCUCUCUCUGCAGGUGGAAAUAUGAGAGAGAUGGAGAGAAAUUGAAAAGAGCGUGAUCCAAUACUUCAGCAGCAGAGUGGACCAUCUCAUAUUUCCAUCCAAACAAAAACAGUCUGCCUGUAAGUAGCAGCUACCCAUCUCGAUCCAUCCCAGACGAUCACGCCCACACAUUUACACAUGCGCUUGUGCGUCUUCUCGUAUGCAGUAAACACUCCGACACGCCGGCUUUUUGCAUGUGCUUUUCUCUCCUGUCAUCCACCUCCACACUGCCAUGGAAACCGAAUUCAAGCAUUGUCUGGGGGUAUGUGCGUGUCAAUCAGUCAAGUUGUUUUAUUUUGAGUGGGCGGGUGGGUAGGGGGCAUCUUUUUCUCUUGCCAUGGCAUGCCAUAAGCUUUCAUCAGAGCCUCUGCUCACACUACUUUCACUAAUCCCCUUUAUUAACCAGUGACAUGAAGCAGAAGCCCUGGUCGGGGGGGGGGGGCUGGAAAAUGGCUCUUCUUUGUAACACACCCCUAUAUGGUGUCUAUGCCGUGCAUGCGGUCUCACAUGGAUGAACAGAUGUUUAAUGGUGCAGUGGCACAGAGGAAAAAACAAAGCAGAUAAGAGGAGGAAUCCUGAGUCACAGCCAACUGGGUAGUCGUGUGGCAAGAGGCUAAAAAUGAUUUGAGUCAUUCUCCAUAUGCGACUUGUUUUUCAAGUACGUCAGCAAUGCGCAUACACUACCAGCCUGCACCUGCAGAAGGGUCUCAGUGUCUUAAAUUUCAUCCACCAGACUGUCCUCGUUUACCUACCAGUCGCCCUCGUCUUUUUUUACUCCAUCUCCCCGUCCUGCUUGUGUCAGGAUAUGAUUCCUGACAAGAGAACACUGAUGCAUGUUGAAAGCAUGUCCUUCUGAGACGCACACAAACACGCACUCGUGUCAGUUUUGCAGCUACGCUUUCACAGUUACCGUGCGCUCUAUUUUCUGAGGUAAGAAGAUGGGAGGAAUAUUGUUUUUGUGCUUGAGACAGGCCUUGGCAGUGAUGUAUAGAACUGCACAUUCUCUCCUUCUCUCUCAUAAGAAUGCAGCUUCCUGGGGGAGAGCAGAUGGCUAAGCCCAGCUCGCCACCUGCAGGCUGCUGCCGGCACACCACGGGAUUCGCUGUGGGAGCUGCCGGUGGCCCCGCGGGGUUGUUUUUUUUGCCCCGCCCCGGUUUAGCCCUCUUGCCCAGCUCAGACUGCUCCCAAAGGAACUGGCCUCCUGACAACGACUCACUGCCCAGGCACCAUUACCAAUGCAAUAAACAAAGUAAAGAAUGUGCCAAGUCAUCAAGUAAUACUGACACGUUAUGUGUUUUGAGAAUGUGCCAAAUGGUCUCAUGAUGACACGUUUUAAUAAUAUCUGAAGUUCUUUUUGUUUAUUUUUUUAACAACUUGUUUGUACAUGAAUUCUACAUUAGCAAAUGUUUUAUGGAUUUGUGAUUCGUCCAAAUCAGCUGGAUGCUUGUGUACAGUCCGGUGCGGCUUUCGAGGGUUAUUUUAAAUCCUCUUUAUUCCUCAUUUCCCAAAGCACAGCGAGACGAAACAGGAGGAAGACGAGUGAAAAGUAAAUAACGCUUGUUUCAGGAAUUCCGGUUUACUGCAGGUCUGUGACAACUGUACACAAGCGUCUAGAUUUUUAAUACGUUUAGGUUUCCUACUGAAGGAUCGGGAUUCCUUCACACCGGUUCAGUAUAAGAUACACCACGCUCAUAUCAUAUCUUCUUUAUAAGAAGACUAGUCAGUGCACGUUUACGUUAUUUGACAGCAGUUCGGUUCAAAUGGCUGAGCAUUCAACCUCUCUGGACCAGGACAAGUACAUCACACAACUGGCACUCUGGAAAAAAGGGAAAGUCUUUUGGUCUGAUAUGAUUAUGCAGGGAAAAAAAUUAGCUAAAAAUCUCUCUUUUUUGUGGCUGUGCAGCUUGAUCAUCAGCACGUGAUUUCAUUAGCUUAUAAAUGGCCAGAGUGCAAAGUGACUAGGUCCUAAAAAGAGUUAAGCUCUCCUGCGUAUCCUGUACCAAGACGUUGAUUUAUGGUUUUGAUAACUGCAGCUUAUUUUUGUGGAUGCUUUAGCACUUCUUACUUUGCCAGAGCAUAUUUGUGAUGAUAAACAGUUCACAAGUUCUGAUACAGUUGUCUCAAUGUGCUUGUGCAAGUAGUUCUAUUUUUUACCAAUAAAACUAUUUUGUGAAAGCAGCGCGCCUGCUGGAUGUUGUGUGCUUUUAUGUGUGUGGCCGAUGGGGACGGCGAUAGCAUUCAUCUUCCUGCCAAAUGUACAGAUUGCUGGAUGGUACAGGCUGCGCAGCGUGCAGGAGAGAAGGCAGGCUGCUCGUAUGCAGCACCCACCAGUACAGCAGUGCGUCCAACAACAAGAAAAAAAAAAAGAAUUCUCUGAAAAUGGCACUUAAAGAAAGGGUUUUAUAAAGCUGCUCCCAAUCUCCUCCAGUUAUUUCUUAGUGAUAACAUGAGCGAAUACACGAAGGAAGCAAUAACGACACUUCUGGGAGUUGAAGGGAACGCGAGUUAUCCAAGUUGGCUGGUUUAUCUGGCACAAAGCGACGAGUUUAACGACAUGUAAACUCUUCUGCCAACUGGUGGAAAGAAGAACAUUUUUUGCCGCCUCUCUUUUUGGUAUUUUAUCACAUUUUUGCUAGAAAAAAAAGGAUCCUUAGACCAACUGAUCAAUCAGAUUAACUGAAAAUGGACUAGUUUACUCCUCCGCUGCAGACCACACUUCUUUGUCCCAGUUCUUUAAUAAUUAAUCAGUGCUAUGAAAUGGU
Molecule: messenger RNA, 4923 nt
Organism: Pundamilia nyererei
Lineage: Eukaryota; Metazoa; Chordata; Actinopteri; Cichliformes; Cichlidae
Product: claudin-20
Exons: 2
Coding region: 568-1296 (242 amino acids)
Cellular component (GO): membrane; bicellular tight junction
Molecular function (GO): structural molecule activity
Source: RefSeq, a predicted model, not a curated record